Molecule: messenger RNA, 2367 nt
Organism: Equus quagga
Lineage: Eukaryota; Metazoa; Chordata; Mammalia; Perissodactyla; Equidae
Gene: LRRC25
Product: leucine rich repeat containing 25
Exons: 3
Coding region: 477-1385 (302 amino acids)
Source: RefSeq, a predicted model, not a curated record
CCUGCCCUGACACCGUGGGGCUGGAGAGGUCUGUGUCCAGGUCUGUCUCCUCCCAAUACUGGGUGGGUGCUGCUGGAGAACCUGGCAGGGCUGGGGUCUCUUAGGGGCCCAGCAUGGGUGAUGUUUGUUGAAUGAAUAAAUGAAUGCAUGGGUUGGGAGUCAACUGCGCUGGGACCAGGAAGCUAGUUGAUGAGGUAGCUGUCAGUUGGGGGUAUUAAUGGGGACAUGGAGUCAUUGGGUUCCAGCAAGAGGGAAGCGGGCCGCCCCUCCCCCUCCCCUGAGAAUUCUGGGCCUUGAGGUCUCGCAAGGGGGCGGGUCUCUGUCUUCUUCAUUCUUCCCCUCUGCACCCCGCCCGGACACCAGUUCCUCUUCCCUCCGAGUCGCUGGGUGCAGAGCCUGAGGGACGGCAGGGAGCACAGCGGGUCUGAUCCGCGGAGGGUGCCCGCCGCUCCGGCCCCCGCGUCCAGGUUGCCUGAAUGGGGGGCGCCCUGGCGUGGCUGCUGCUGUUGCUGCUGCAGGAUCCAGGCAGCCAGGGACUGUCCUGCAACGUGUCCUCCGGAGGCGUGGACUGGACCAAGGCGUUCACAGACACAUGCCUGAACUUCAGUGGCCAAGGCCUGAGCCUGCCCCAGAACCAGUUUCUGCAGGCCAGCAGUGUGGCCAUCCUCGACCUGUCUGGGAACAGCCUUCGAGAGCUCCCGCUGCCGUUCUUCACCCGCCUGGAGAAGCUGAAGGUCCUGGAUGUAACCCGCAACCCACUAGAACGUGUGGACAGGGCACUGGCCGAGCGCUGUGACAUUGACCUGAAGGCUGACUGUCUCUGUGUGCUAGCAUCCUGGGACGAGGUCCGGCGAGACAACUGCUCCCAGCAGCCCCCUCUGCAGUGCCUGCACACAGACACCGGCACCUGGCACAACGUCUCUGCCUUCCUGGAGGCCGGCUGCCCCCCUGGCCUGGCCCCGACCACCAUGGGGGUGCUGGCAGCCAGUGCAGGCCUGUUCCUUGGGCUCGCCGUUGCUGGCUCAGUGCUGGCCUGGAGACUCCGGAGACACCGGGCAUCCAGUAGCCAGGGUCUGAGCAAAACGUGGGCUGCUCAGGAUGGUCCCCGGCCCGGCUCCGGCCGGCAGCCGAGGUACAGUAGCCGAGGCCUCAGCCCUGAGCCCUCGGGGGCCGCCCUGCGCAGGCCCUCCACACCUGACUAUGAGAACAUGUUCGUGGGCCAGCCGCCCGCAGGGCACCAGUGGGCCGACCACGGGGCUCAGCCUUCCGAGGACGGUGACUUCUACAUGAACUACAAGGGCCCUGACCAUGCCUCCCAGCCUAUCUACGGCAACCUGCAGUCGCUGGACUGGGCCCCGGAGGAGUACGUGAUGGCUGGGCGCUGAGCCUCCCUCAGCCCCCAUCCCAGCCUGUCCCCUUCCAGGUGACUCCGGGCCUUCUGGCUCUUCCUUGGCCUCAGUCUCUAAAUAUGGGCUAUACCUUUACUUCUGAAAGUAUUUAUUAAGCACGUACUGUGUGCCAGGCAUGGUGGUGACAAGCCGACAGAGGCCCCAUUGGCUCCCCAAUACUUGGGAGUGACCUGAGGUGGGAGAGAGGACCAAUGAGAGUCUUCUGCUUCCUUGCACUUCUGCAUCCCUCCUGCACUAGACACUGCUUGAGCCCCGAGUCCUGCCCCCAGCCACCUGUCGUCCUCCCCGCAUAAAUCAGAUCCCACCCUUCCCCAGCUUCCACACCCUUCACGUCAACCCAUUGCUCUUCCAACAGACCCACGUCCUCCCCACCACCCAUGAAACUUGGUGGGUUUUGGCCCUCACCCACCUCUCUGGCCCCAUUUUCAGCAGUUUCGCUGCUAGACACUGGGCUUGUUCCCACCUCAGGGCCUUUGCACCUGCUGUUCUUUCUGCCUCAGAUGCCCAUCCCCCAGCUCUCCCCCUCAAGUUCCAUCCUUCCUGCACUUCUCGGUUCAGAUGUCACCUCCUCAGGGAGGCCUCCUCCCCGAUCAGCUGAAUCCCCUCUGCCUCGUUCACAAGUGCGUUGGCCAGGAUGACUCCUGGGCACAAUUCGUACUACAGUUGCUGCUUUUUUAAUAUUUAUCUUUGUGCUCAUUUGUCUCCCUCAUUCGACCAUGCUCAAGUGGGAUGGUUUCUGCUUGUCUCAUGACUCCUGUAUUCUCAGUGUACAGCCACACCUGGCACAAAGUGGGCACUCAGUGAAUACAUUCGGGGGCACCUACAGUCAUUCAGGGCUGCCUCUGGGUGGUGGUGUUCACAGGGGACACACCUCACUCACUGCUGGAAGUGGAUUCUCCUAACAGUUCCUCUCAGACACUCUCAGGGUGGACGGGCGGGUGGGUGUGAGGAGGGGCCU